AUGGACUUGAUCCGUCCUAUCGAGGACAAGGUCAAGGCCGCAAGAUCCGGCUCACGCCUUCAGAAUCGUGCGUGCGAUCAAUGCCGGCGUUCAAAGAGGAGAUGUGAUCUCGCCAAGGCUGGCGCUGACGGAUUGCCCCUUCAGCAUGACGGCCCUUGCAAGCUCUGCGUGCGCAAGAACCUGCAAUGCACCACGCACUGGAGCGCGUUGCAACAGUCGGUCAGCUCGAGCAGAAAGGAGCUUCGCCACAUCUCGCAGACCUCGGUCAGCUACACCGCUCUUCAAGACCAGCUCUCCUCCCACCACUACCUCCCCGCCGGCCUCUCGACGUCAUCCAAGAGCAUGAGUGACAGCAUCGACGGUCUCUACAUCUCCACCAACCAGCUCUUCACCUACGUUACAGCUUGGGAAUGGAUCUGGCAGCACUUUCUCGGAUCCAGUGCGGUACCGGCCGGCGUCGGUCUGGAUGCGGCCGUCCACCCACGUCGUGGUCUUCUCAGCACUAAGGCUGCAAGUGCAUGGGACAGCAUGAUGGCGAUCAACACUGUACAGCACAUCUCUCCCAACUUCUUCUACAGCACGUUUGUCUGCGACGAGGCGUAUCGACCCCACGGCCGCUUUAAGCGCAUUCCGCAUAGAGCCGAGGAAAUAUCGAUGCAAGCGCUUCAGUACGCCAUCGUUGCCUAUGCCAGUCAGUAUGGCUCGCAGAAUCCAGGUGAAUGGCGCGGCGACGAGAGUGACCGUUUCCGGAGGCAGAAAGACACACAGAUUGCCGAAGCCGCUUGGAUGCGUGCGCGCGACUUUCUCAUGGCCAACUCGUCCGUGGCGACCUUUCGAAUGGCGUACGCUCUCCACCUCUUCAGCAACACGUGUCCGCCACUGCGCAGUCAGAAGGCCAACUUGGAUGUCGUGCAAGACACCAUCUACAUCUUGCAGACCGGUCUCCGCAUGAUGGACGACCUGGCAACCGACUUGCUGCGCCAGCAAGAAGAGGAUCUGUUCGCACUUGGAUUUCAUAACACUGACGGCGCCCAGAUGAGCGACGACACUUUACUAAUCUCAGAUCCCGGCUAUCGUGCGCGCGUCGAUCGAGCACUUGCCCUCAAGGACGUGGCCGAGAAUCUCCUGUGGUACUCGGCCAUCUGCGACGCUGCUACUACCGGUGGCUAUGGUAUGCCCCCCAUCGCCCGAAGCAGUACACGUGACCGAGUUGAUAUCGAUGCGAUGCAGCUGUCAGCUGCUUUGCCUGCUGUUUCCAUAUCGGCGCCGAGACAGGCGGACCAUCACGCUGCUGGCUUCACCUCCAGUGUCGAUUCGAUGGGGUCGGCGGCAGAAGCAAGCUUGCCUUAUGGUGCCAGCAGCUUUAGCUCGAUUCCCAACGUCUCUCCUAAUCCGAACACGGAUUCGAACAGGAUGGCGAACGUGGAUACAACAGCGGCAAGAUUUGGCGAUCCAACCAUGCUGAGACUCGAGUCCAACUUCAUGGUGCCGACUGCUAUGAAUGGAGAUCUGAGUUCGUUGACCCGAGAUUGGUCACAACGAGGAGAUCCGUCGGUGCUGAACAGAAAUCCUAUGGCUGUCCCGGCGAACCAAUUACCCUUGUCCAGCCCGCCAACUUCGGAUGCGAUGCAAUCUUGGAAUCUGGUUGCACACCGGGCGCUGCACGUCUCGAAGCGUGUCCCGUAUGCUAUGGCAGCAUUUAGCCAGGCGCCGGGCGAUCCUAUUCGAGUCAAGGAGCUGCUCAGCCUCUGCCAGACCGGCGCAGCUACGCAGAUCAUGAUCUGGCAACGCAACGGCAACUUCCGAGCGUGUCUGGACAACCCACGAGCUACAGCUGCCGAACUCUCGGAACACUUUCGACGAACUUGGACCAUGAUCCUGUUUGUGCAGCAGGUCUUCCAGCCUCUGCUGGACCUUGAUCCGCAUCUUUACGCGCACAUGCCUGCUUCAGCGCAGUCGAUGAUCACCCACCUGAUCAACCAAGUUGGAAUGGGAUCGCUGAUCUUUUUGGAGCUGUGCAGUGUGCUCGAAGGCAUGCCGUGGAUGCAAGGCUCCAAGGACACUUCGUGGCUCAGGGUUUCGAGCAUGCUUCGAGCUGAGCUAGAUCAAUCACGAGAUCUGCGCAACGCGGUUCGUCGCAGGAGCGCGCUUCGCAUCGGCAGGUCGCAUGAUAUGGUGGACCAGCAAGUGAAGAGGACCUUGAGCAAUACAGGGUCGCCACCGCGUCAAAGGUUCACCAGCAAACAUACAUCACCGGGUGGAUCGGGUCGCAAUAGCCAUCGUGGAAGUGACGCUGGUUUCAGCGAAUCAUCCGAAAUGCCUGACCUGUCUCGCAUCGAUGUAGCCUUGCCGCAAGACGACAUGAUCGUGCCUGCGAUGCAGAUCCACAGCAGCCGUCACCCGGUGCCGACGCAUCUCGCCGCCAUCCUGCACAUCUCGUUUUGCGCGCUCGUGCCAGACGCGCUGCAAGAAAUCGGCCAGCAUGGCGCUGCAUCACCCAACACUCUGGAUGCUCUCGACGCGGAUCUGCGAGGAUUGCAGGGGAUCCUCGACAGCGUGCUGAGCUUUGGACCGGGCUUCCACCGCGAGCCGAGCUUGGAGACCGUGUUCUCGACCAGGAACUGGCUUGCUCCUGAACGUCAGCCGCUCGUCCUCGCAAUGCGUUGA
Molecule: messenger RNA, 2667 nt
Organism: Sporisorium graminicola
Lineage: Eukaryota; Fungi; Basidiomycota; Ustilaginomycetes; Ustilaginales; Ustilaginaceae
Exons: 1
Coding region: 1-2667 (888 amino acids)
Cellular component (GO): nucleus
Molecular function (GO): zinc ion binding; DNA-binding transcription factor activity, RNA polymerase II-specific
Source: RefSeq, a predicted model, not a curated record